Argiope bruennichi is the source of this 5109-nucleotide messenger RNA. RefSeq names its product ubiquitin carboxyl-terminal hydrolase 32-like (gene Usp32). Gene Ontology annotation, cellular component: Golgi apparatus. The record is from RefSeq and is a predicted model, not a curated record. NCBI's taxonomy places the organism in Eukaryota, Metazoa, Arthropoda, Arachnida, Araneae, Araneidae. The coding region runs from base 151 to 5019 and encodes 1622 amino acids. Gene Ontology annotation, biological process: protein deubiquitination. Gene Ontology annotation, molecular function: cysteine-type deubiquitinase activity; calcium ion binding. The transcript has 34 exons.
AUGUGAUAAACUGGCAUGUUUGUAAUAUGUUGUUUAUUUCGUGAUUGGUGUUUUGGUACGCAAGUUGAGUGCUGCAGACAAUAUUUUUGUUGAGAAUGUUCUGCGUGAAAAUUUUAAUCUCGUUUAAAUGACGAAGUUUCGUUGUUUAAAAUGGGAGCUAAAGACUCUAAACCUUGUUGUUUAUCAUAUGAAGACGCCGUCAAGAGAGUCACUGAUGCAGAGCUUCGGAGAUUAAAAGAUGCUUUCAAACGCUCAGCAAACUUAAACUGUGUUAUUACCAAGCCAGGGUUUAUCAAAGAUGUCUUAGGCGAGUUUGUUCCUUUAAAACUUGCAGAGUACAUCUUUCAAGCAUGUGGAGGUACCAGCAAAGGAAUAACAUUCAAGGAUCUUUUAUCUGGCUUGGUCCUCUUGACAAGAGGAGAAGAACAUGAAAAAAUAAAAUUUAUCUUCUGUUUAUGUUGCAAUGAAAAUGGUACCCAUGUUCAAAAAGAUGAUUUAGUGCGUCUAGUUCAAGCAUGUGAUAAUGGAUAUGUUCCAGAAGCUAUUGCAGAUUGCUUUUCUGAUAGUGAACGUGUUACAUUUGAUGAAUUCAAAGAUUGGCUGCUGCACAGAAAAGAUGCCACUUCUUUGACACGCUGGUUAUUAUGUGAAAGGACUACUGUCACAUUGUCAAAUGAGUUAGAGACACCAACAUUUUACCAAACUCUUGCUGGCGUAACACACUUGCAAGAAACUGAUAUAAUAGAUCUUGAAAAGAGGUACUGGAUUUUAAAAACGCAAUCCAGGACUGGACGAUUAGAUUUGGACACUUUAAGGCCUCUUAUUUGUCCUCCUAUUCCUAUUGUUCUCUGUGAAGGUAUUUUCAAUGCAUUUGAUGAAAAUCAAGAUGGUCAUAUUGAUUUCAAAGAAAUGGCUUGUGGCAUCUCUGCUUGUUGCCGUGGUCCUGUAACUGAAAGACAAAAAUUUUGUUUUAAAAUAUUUGAUCAAGACCGUGAUGGUAUAUUAUCUGAAACUGAAGUGAGAAAUAUGGUCAGUGCCCUUCUGUAUGUAAAGAAUGACAAUAGAAAUCUCAUCAAAAUUGAAAUGGUGACUUCUCAUUCAGGAUCAGAUGUUUCAGAUAUCGCAACUGAGAUUAUGGCAGGUCAUGAUCCAGAACAACCUGGUGCUUUAACCCUGGAUGAAUAUCUUUUUUGGACAGUGGGCAGUAAUCUCUCUUUAGAAUUUUUGAAUAUCCUCUUUCAGGUUUGUCAUGUUAUAUUUGGACUGCGACCUUAUACAAAAGAAGACGAAGGUGAAAUUAUCAGAUCAUGGAUAGAAAGAGAAGAACGUAGAGGAAUGCAAGUUGGACAGUUCUGGUACUUGAUAGCAAGUGAUUGGUGGAUUUCUUGGAAUGAAUACGUUGAUUUCCAGGGCGCUUUAGCAAGUGGAUGCUGUACACCUACAUAUCCAUCUGGUAGUUUAAAAAGAAAUAGUAAAAUGCAGCGACGAGUUGAUGGUAGUGUUGCUCAGACUGAUGAUGGCAGUUCUAAUGUAAUAUUGUCUAGUAUAACAAGUGUGGGAGAUGAUACUACUCCAUCCCUGUCUGAAAGUAUAAACAGUAUAUUUAGUUCUCUAAGUAGUGAAGGCUCUUCUUUAUCAUCUAGAAGUAGUGAUCAACAGGGGAAUGUGUCAUCUGUUAUAAAGAAAAGCAACAGCUUACAGCCUCCUGAGCUUGUAAGAACUCCCAAUCAUUCACCAAAUGUCCAUAGAAGGACAUUUUCUCAUGUGCCACAACGUCCAACAUCAAUCGAUAACUCUUCACUUAUUGUUCCAAAUACCUUAAAAGUAAUAUUUCUAACUGGUGAAGGUGGAAGGUUACGAAAGAAUCCACCUCUUGUAUUGGGAAGAGAUUAUGUCUUGGUGCCAGAAGCGGUGUGGAGGGCUCUUUCCCAGUGGUAUGGAGGAUCUCCACCUUUACCCAGGCAGGUAAUAUUACCUCGUUGUGGGGUUCCAGAACUUGAAUUAUACCUUAUCACAUUGAAACUCUACAGGCAUCAGCCGAGUGCAGGACGUCCAGUGGCUAAUCCAUGGGCUGGUGCUGUUGGCAAUGUUUCAUCAACUUAUAACAGUGGUCCAUCCAUGUAUGUUGGUUCUCUUCCUCCAGUAAACAAAAGAUAUUUAGCUUACUUGGCAUCAUUUAGCCAUUUGGCUACUUUACGCCAAGUAUUUGAAUUCAUAUGUAUGCGUCUUCGCUUACGUCUGGAAGAAACACGUCUUUGGCUAUAUAAAGAUGAUAGUAACCUUUCACUUCUGGAAGAAGAAAAUUUAACUUUGCUACAAUUGGGAAUUGAAGAUAAUGAACAAAUUUUAAUUGAAGUUCGUAACAAAGACCAGACGUGGCCUGAAGAAAUGACAAAUGUAAUGAAUGCAAAAUUUGAUCAAAAAAGUCAAGGUCCAACUGAAAAAGGGGCUACUGGACUCAAUAACUUAGGUAAUACUUGUUUCAUGAAUGCUGCUUUGCAGUGUGUUAGCAAUACCAGGCCUUUGACAACUUACUUCAAUUCUAAUUUUCAUCUCUAUGAGCUUAACAGAACUAAUCAACAUGGAAUGAAAGGUCACAUUGCAAAGCGAUAUGGUGAUCUCGUACAAGACCUUUGGAGUGGAACGUCGAGAACUGUAGCGCCUUUAAAAUUACGAUUGACUAUUGGUAAAUAUGCUCCACGCUUUAAUGGUUUUCAACAACAUGAUUCUCAGGAAUUACUUGCUUUUCUAAUUGAUGGAUUGCAUGAAGAUUUGAAUAGAGUCCAUGAGAAGCCAUACUCUGGUUUGAAAGAUAGCGAUGGGAGACCUGAUGAGGAGGUAGCUGCUGAAGCGUGGGAAAAUCAUGUUCGCCGAGAACGAUCAAUAAUUGUGGAUCUUUUCCAUGGUCAGUUACAAUCAACUGUGAGAUGCAAGGUGUGUGGUCAUACCAGUGUGCGGUUUGAUCCUUUCAAUUACCUCUCUUUGCCAUUACCUAUGGAAAGCUGCAUUCAUCUAGAAAUUGUAGUCAUUCGCUUAGAUGGCUCUAAACCAGUUAAAUAUGGCCUUCAAUUAAAUCAUGAUGAUAAAUAUAUUACUUUGAAGCACCAACUUGGGAAGCUUUGUGGCAUACCUGCCCAACAGCUACUUGUUGCAGAAGUAUCUGAUGCUACAUUCAAGAGCAUUCCUGGAGAUGAACAGAGAAUAAGAAUUGUUGCAGGCAACAGCUUCUUUGCAUAUGAACUGUACAUUCCACAAGAUGUUGCUUUAGAAGAUGACAAUAGACAACCUAGAGAAACUCAUACACUAACACAAAUUCAAAGAAUGCCCCUAAAUGAAUCCUCACCGCCAAAAGUCUUUACUUCUCCUAGUACAAAAAAAGUGCCUGCAGUGGCUGUUAAUGGAGAUGUACCAAAGCCAAUGGAGGAUCGAGAAUCUGGGGACGGUCCUGGAAAAACCCUUUUCUCACUAGGAGAUUCUGAUACGGACAGCAUUGGCUCACAGAUGAACAGUCCACCUGCACAGCAGCCAUUAGGGCCAUGGAUUCUAGGAGGUGCUCCCAGUUAUUCCGGAAGUAUGACUUCAAGUAUAGUUAGUAAUUCUUCCACAAGUGAGCUCAAUUCUGAGUUUUAUCAAAAGAACUUUGUGAUUGCAUAUCACAGGAAAAUGAUACGACAAGAUGUAUACUUUCUAUCCAGUCAAAAAUGUAGACCAACUCUCUUUGGGUUACCUUUAAUCCUUCCAUGCCAUGAAAUGACCACAAACCAAGAUCUGUAUCAGGCUGUUUGGAUACAAGUUGCUCGCUUGGUAUCUCCUUUGCCACCUUCAGAAGCAGCUGUUUCAAAUCACGCUCAAGACUGUGAUGACAGCCUGGGUUACGAGUAUCCUUUUACUUUAAAAGCUGUGCAGAGAAAUGGCUAUUUAUGUGCUCAUUGUCCUUGGUAUAGGUUUUGUAGAGGUUGUAAAAUUGAAUGCUGUGAUGCAGAUUUUAAUUUUGGUUGUGCUGUUAUUGCUAUUGACUGGGAUCCAACUGCGCUGCAUUUGCGAUACCAGACAUCUCUUGAAAGGGAUUUUGCUGAUCAUGAGAGUGUAGAUGCUACUAGACGUCUUCAGACAGAGCCAAUCAAUCUCCAUGACUGUCUAGAAGCUUUCACUAAAGAAGAGCAGCUAGGAGAAGCUGAAAAAUAUUAUUGUUCUAAAUGUAAAGAACAUCAGUUAGCAUCAAAAAAAUUAAACAUCUGGAGGUUACCUCCAAUUCUGAUUGUACAUCUCAAAAGAUUCCAACUCCUUCAUGGACGAUGGGUGAAAUCGCACAAAAUUGUGAAAUUUCCUUUUGAAAACUUCGAUCCUACGGACUAUCUUGCAUGUGUACCUAGGCAAACUAUACUUGAAGCAAGGAAGAGAAAAGUAACAUCUUGUAACAAAUGCUUCAAAUCAGGUGUGCAAUGCCCUAAAGAAGAACAAAGCACAAAGGAUGGACUUGGUCAUCUAGAUCAUAAUGAGAAUUCCUGUUGUGUUAGUUCAGGACAGUCAUCUAAUCAAAAUAACCAAAGUGUUCCUAGUCAAAAUGAACUCAAUUGUGAUUAUUCUCUAACAAAUAAUAGCACCCAUGAUUCUUCUGGGAUUGUGUGUAAUGGCAUGAGUAACCACGACCCUGUGCAAUCUGAACUUUCUUCUGAUUUACAAGAUUUCCAUCAGCAUUGGUUAUUACCUAAUAUGGAUCCAUUUUCAUUAAAAUACAAGUUAUAUGCCUUGGCUUGUCAUUCUGGUAUCUUGGGUGGCGGUCACUAUGUAUCCUAUGCAUGCAAUCCAAAUCAAAAGUGGUAUUGUUAUAAUGACAGCAGCUGUAAGGAAGUGCAAAGAGAUCAAAUUGAUACCGAUUCUGCAUACAUGCUGUUUUAUGAACGAGAAGGAAUGGAUUACAUUCAGUAUAUGCCAGAUGUCAAGGGUAAAAUACCAGAUACUAGCGACAUAGAUGCCGAGUUCGAAACAGAUUUCCGAAAAAUGUGUAGUCUUUCGUAAUUGGAGCUUUUAUUUCUGAUUAGAAGGGGAGGGGGGAAUCUUUAUAUACAUAAUUACAUAUUCACAUUAAACACCAAGCUCUCAACAUGU